Drosophila hydei is the source of this 1796-nucleotide messenger RNA. It is a transcript of the gene Cyp4g1, whose product is annotated as cytochrome P450 4g1. The transcript has a single exon. Gene Ontology annotation, molecular function: heme binding; monooxygenase activity; oxidoreductase activity, acting on paired donors, with incorporation or reduction of molecular oxygen. The coding region runs from base 121 to 1788 and encodes 555 amino acids. Lineage: Eukaryota; Metazoa; Arthropoda; Insecta; Diptera; Drosophilidae. The record is from RefSeq and is a predicted model, not a curated record.
GGGACCACACACAGUUGAGCACUCACAGCGCAACCGAACAGUUGACAAGUGAGACUCAAAAAGCUAGAACGCGAAGCCAGGAAGCAAUCGUAAUCGUAAAGGAACGACAACAGCUGAAGGAUGUCUGUGGAAACGGUGCAGGAGACGCUGCAACAGGCGGCGGCAAAGAGCGGCGGCUUCUCGCCCAUAUUGACGGGACUGCUGGGCACGAUCAUCGUGAUGGCGCUCUAUGAGUAUUGGCAUCGGAAUACCAAGGAAUAUCGCAUGGUCGCCAACAUACCGUCGCCGCCGUCGCUACCGCUGAUCGGCAUGGCCCACUUGGCCGCCGGCUUGAGCAAUGCGGAGAUCCUUUCCGUUGGCCUCGGCUAUCUGAACAAAUACGGCGAGACGAUGAAGGUUUGGCUGGGCAACGUGCUGCUCGUCUUCCUCACCAAUCCCCACGACAUCGAGUUGAUAUUGAGCGGACACCAGCACCUGACCAAGGCCGAGGAAUAUAGAUACUUCAAGCCCUGGUUCGGCGAUGGUCUCCUGAUUAGCAACGGCCACCAUUGGCGUCAUCAUCGCAAGAUGAUCGCGCCCACCUUCCACCAGAGCAUCUUGAAGAGCUUCGUGCCCACCUUUGUCGAGCACUCGAAGGCCGUGUCCGCCCGCAUGGCCAAGGAGGCGGGCAAGUCGUUCGACGUGCACGACUACAUGUCGCAGACAACCGUCGACAUCCUGCUGGCGACAGCGAUGGGCGUCAAGAAGAUGCCCGAGGGCAACAAGAGUUUCGAGUAUGCCCAGGCCGUGGUCGACAUGUGCGACAUCAUCCAUACGCGUCAGGUGAAGCUGCUCUAUCGCCUGGACUCCAUCUACAAGUUUACGAAGCUGCGCGAGAAGGGCGAUCGCAUGAUGGACAUCAUUCUGGGCAUGACCCGCAAGGUGGUCAAGGAUCGCAACGAGAACUAUCAGCCGGAGUCGCAGGCCAUCAUCGAGGAUAUUUCCGAGCCGACACCCGCCAAGCAGGCGGCCGCCAACAGCAAGACGGAGGGACUGCGCGACGAUCUCGACGACAUCGAUGAGAACGAUGUGGGCGCCAAGCGCCGGCUGGCGUUGCUUGAUGCGAUGGUCGAGAUGGCCAAGAAUCCGGACGUCGAAUGGAACGAGAAGGACAUUAUGGAUGAGGUGAAUACGAUAAUGUUCGAGGGGCACGACACGACGUCGGCCGGCUCCAGCUUUACGCUCUGCAUGCUGGGCAUACACAAGGACAUCCAGGAGCGCGUCUUUGCCGAACAGAAGGCCAUCUUCGGCGACAAUAUGCUGAGGGACUGCACUUUCGCCGACACCAUGGAGAUGAAGUAUCUGGAGCGCGUCAUACUGGAGACGCUGCGCAUGUAUCCACCAGUUCCAUUGAUCGCCAGGCGCCUGGAUCACGAUGUCAAGCUCGUGAGCGGACCAUACACGGUGCCCAAGGGCACCACCGUCGUCCUGUUGCAAUACUGUGUGCAUCGUCGUCCCGACAUCUAUCCCAAUCCCACCAAGUUCGAUCCCGACAACUUCCUGCCGGAGCGCGCCGCCAACAGGCACUACUACAGCUUCAUUCCGUUCAGCGCCGGACCGCGCAGCUGCGUGGGCCGCAAAUACGCCAUGUUGAAGCUGAAGGUCCUGCUCUCGACCAUCUUGCGCAACUUCGUCGUGCACUCGACCGACACGGAGGCCGACUUCAAGCUCCAGGGCGACAUCAUCUUGAAGCUGGAGAACGGCUUCAACAUCUCGCUCGAGCCACGCGUGUAUCCGACAGCGGCGUAGACGCGAAA